UGCCCUCUGAGGAACUAAACCAAUCUUCGUAAACCGAGUAGGAAAUGCUGGUUGAUUUUAACCCAUUUCGAAAUCAAGUUGUAGUGUUAUUGGAGGAUUUCAACAGCUACAAUCUGUCACUUUCAACAGAAACAACAAAGAAAUAAAAAACAACAUGGCAGAACGAGUUAUACCCCAUCGGAGGAUGUCCAGAGAAGGGGUCAGUUUAUACAUGCUGAUGGAGCUGGAAAAAGGCGCAACAGCAGAGCAGAUCAAAAAGGCGUACAGGAAACUGGCACUUAGAUAUCACCCUGAUAAGAAUCCAAAUAACCCAGAGGCUGCCGAGAAGUUCAAGGAGAUCAACAACGCCAACACUAUCCUCAAUGAUGACACCAAGAGGAAGAUCUAUGACGAGUAUGGCUCUAUGGGCCUCAACAUUGCAGAACAGUUUGGAGACGGGAGUGUCAAAUACUAUUUCCUCAUGUCCAAAUGUUGGUUCAAGACCCUGAUGUAUUGCUGCUGUUUCUUCACCGGCUGUUGUUGCUGCUGCUGCUGUUGCUUCUGCUGCUUCGGCUGUGGGCGGGGCAACCCCAACGAGGAGGACUACGGCAACAUAGAUCCAGAUGAGCUGGAAGCCCAGAUACGAGCUGAGCAGGAGCGAGCUGGUGACACUAUUAUAGUCGCUCAACCGAGCCCUAGCGAAGCCACUGUGUCGGGUGAAACUGUGAUAGUCAUUCAGCCAGGCCCUAAUGAGGGCACUGUGUCAGGUGAAAAUGAGCCUAUUGUGAUCCAGCCCCAUAUGGACAUCAUGGACUAGGACCUCAACAUGCCACAGUAGCUUUACUAUCUCUUCCCAUGUUUGUGUGUUUUUUAACCAUGUCAGGAGUUGCAAUGAUGUCUGUCCCAAAGAUCACAUGAGGUUGAAAUUAGUUGUGAAUGUAUUAUUAUAAUAUUUUUUUAAGGGAAUUUGUUUACAGGAAUCAUUCUUUCUGAUUGUGUUAUCCUUUUAAUGUUGCUAAUCUAAUUUGACGCCGAGGGGAUUAUCUUUGCAUUGAAUGGAAAUGUAUAUCAAAGUAGUUUCAUUGCACACUUGUGAAUAAGUGGGUUUGGGACUGAAAGUGAACCAUGCCUUUUGAAUAGAUUGUAAAUGUGUGUGCACUAAAGUUCAUAAGAUUCUGUGUUUCCACUUUAGAGAUGUAAAAAAUCGCAAUUGACCGCAAGUAAAAUAUUGCUUUACAAGGAGAAAUGUGAAAUAAGUACAAAUAAAUGUAUAGUGUCAAUAUCCAGAUAAAUAUAAUUUUCUGCUUACAGCCUGUGUAUAUCCAGGCUAGCUCACUUUCUGAAGACUUUCCAGGCUAAUACAUUUGAGCAAACUCAGGGUGUAACCACAAAGCCAGCAUGUCAUUUGCAUAUAUAUAAAUUAUAUUUUAAUAAUUAAAACGACUGACUUUUUGGUAAAAUAUGCACUUAGCUUGUUAUAUAAACUUGAUGAGAAAUGUCCACUGCUGUUUUCUCAUGCCAACUUUUGCCAACGUCAAACAUUACAGUGUGGUUUUGCUGAAAUCUAAAUAACGUGUGUAACAUGAUUUUCUUAUUUUCUUUCUACACUUGUUACUGUCAAAUAUAUGUAUUAUGUAUCUGUAUGUAAAAUACAAUUCCGGGAUUUCAUUAAAACGUGAUGAUACAUACUGUU
Osmerus eperlanus (European smelt) is the source of this 1672-nucleotide messenger RNA. RefSeq names its product DnaJ (Hsp40) homolog, subfamily C, member 5 gamma b (gene dnajc5gb). The record is from RefSeq and is a predicted model, not a curated record. The transcript is spliced from 6 exons. Bases 155 to 796 code for a protein of 213 amino acids. NCBI's taxonomy places the organism in Eukaryota, Metazoa, Chordata, Actinopteri, Osmeriformes, Osmeridae.